Molecule: messenger RNA, 3919 nt
Organism: Vigna unguiculata (cowpea)
Lineage: Eukaryota; Viridiplantae; Streptophyta; Magnoliopsida; Fabales; Fabaceae
Product: ethylene-overproduction protein 1-like
Biological process (GO): negative regulation of ethylene-activated signaling pathway
Molecular function (GO): protein binding
Source: RefSeq, a predicted model, not a curated record
UCUCAUUCGGAGAAGAACACGAGAUUGACACAAAGCAGAGAACGGAAGUGGCCGUUUCAACGGCCACCUCCACGUCAGCAUCAACGCCCUGUUACCCACCACCACCCUUACCACCUCUUAUUUUCCCAAAAAAAAAAAAAAAUGAAGAGAAAAAUAAAGCACAGAGGAACAAACCCUGGAAUCUCUGUGCCCGAAAAAAUAGAGAGAACCCUCCAUAUAUUAUUUUUAUUUUUAUUUUAAAUUUAAAUAAAUAAAUAUUCGCGAACCCGAUUUUGUUCUCUUGACAGCUUCAAUUGUUCUCGACUCCGAAAGCUCCACCGUUGAAAAACGGAAGAUGCAGCACAACAUCUUCAACUCCAUUCGUAGCAUGAAAAUCAUGGACGCUUGUAAGGGCACGCAGGUCCACGCGCUCAAACCCUCCGCCACCGCCACUGCUGCCGCUGCCGAUCGGAGCUCAGUCAGUGCAGCUGAUAAACUGCUGCACACUUCGCUCGACCAUUCCAAAACCCCGACCGGUCGAACCAAAACGGUUUCGAUUACAGCUUCCAGACACGACGCUGUUUCGGAGACUCUUCUCCCGUGCGGGCUUCCGGCUUCAGAGCUUCUGGAACCUUCGAUUGAGCCUUCCUUGAAGCCCUUGGACUUUGUGGAAACCCUCGCCCGCGUGCAUCGGAGGGCUGAGAGUUGCGAAGCGCUCGAGAAAUCCGAGGUGUAUUUGGAGCAAUGCGCGGUAUUGCGUGGCCUGCCGGAUCCGAAGCUGUUCCGCCGGGGGCUGCGUGAGGCUCGGAGGCACGCGGCGGAGGUGCACGCGAAGGUUGUACUGGCUUCGUGGCUGAGGUAUGAGCGGAGAGAGGAUGAGCUUGUGGGAUCGAAUUCGAUGGAUUGCUGUGGAAGAAACCUUGAGUGUCCCAAGGCUAGUUUGGUCCCCGGGUAUGAUCAUGAAUCGGUGUUUGAUCGUUGUACGUGUUUUCGUAGAGAGAUAGUUAGUGAUUGUGUUGUUCGUAGUCAGGAAUGCGAACGAGAGUGUUCCACUUCGAGUGAAUAUGUUGAUGGUAGUGGUGAUCGUGAUGGUGAAGAUGAUGAUGAUGUGUUUUUCUGCAUUGGUGAUAGUGAAAUUAGUUGUAGAAGGUACUCUAUGGCUGCACUUUCAAGGCCGUUUGAGACAAUGUUGUGUGGUGGAUUUCUUGAGUGUAGAAGGGAGAAGAUAAAUUUCUCUAUGAAUUGUGUUUCUGUUGAGGCAAUGAUGGCUGUUGAGGUUUUUAGUAGAACCAAGAGGCUGAGUGAGUUUCCUCCUAAUGUUAUUCUGGAGAUGCUUUCUUUUGCGAACAAGUUUUGUUGUGAGGAGAUGAAGCAUGCUUGUGACACGCAUUUGGCUUCUCUGGUUUUGGAUAUGGAUGAUGCGGUGUUGCUGAUUGAGUAUGGACUGGAGGAGACUGCAUAUCUGCUUGUGGCGGCUUGCUUGCAGGUGUUUCUGAGGGAGCUUCCUGGUUCGUUGCAGCGAUGGAGUGUUAUGAAGUUGUUUUGUAGUCCUGAGGGUAGGGAUAGAUUGGCCCUUGUGGGGCACGUGUCGUUUGUGCUGUAUUAUUUUUUGAGUCAAGUUGCGAUGGAGGAAGAAUUGACGUCUAACAUGACAGUGAUGCUCUUGGAAAGAUUGGGAGAGUGUGCGGUGGAGGGUUGGCAGAAACAACUUGCUUAUCACCAAUUGGGAGUUGUUAUGCUUGAGAGAAAGGAAUACAAAGAUGCACAACGUUGGUUUGAGGCUGCUGUGGAGGCAGGACAUGUUUAUUCUUUAGUGGGCGUUGCAAGGGCCAAGUAUAAGCUUGGUCACGUGUCUUCGGCAUAUGAGAUGAUAAACUCCCUUACAGAAAAUUACAAACCAGCUGGUUGGAUGUAUCAGGAGAGGUCUUUAUAUUGCACUGGGAAAGAGAAAAUGUUGGACUUGCUCUCUGCAACUGAAUUGGAUCCAACUCUUUCUUUUCCAUACAAAUACAAGGCUGUUUGUUUGCUGGAGGAGAAUAAGAUUGGAGCUGCCAUUUCUGAAAUUGAUAAAAUAAUUGGUUUCAAGGUAUCUCCGGACUGCCUUGAGUUGAGAGCUUGGUUUUUGAUUGCUAUGAAGGAUUAUGAAGGAGCCCUCAGAGAUGUCAGGGCAAUUUUGACGCUGGAUCCAAAUUAUAUGGUGUUCUAUGGGAAUAUGCAUGGUGGUCACUUGGUAGAACUCCUCCGCCCUGUUGCUCAGCAGUGGAGCCAGGCUGAUUGCUGGAUGCAAUUGUAUGACAGAUGGUCAUCUGUCGAUGAUAUUGGUUCUUUGGCUGUUGUACACAAAAUGUUGGAAAAUGACCCUGGGAAAAGUAUCUUACGCUUCCGUCAAUCACUCCUUCUAUUGAGGUUAAAUUCUCAGAAGGCAGCCAUGCGCAGUUUGCGUCUAGCAAGAAAUCAUUCAUGUUCAGCUCAUGAAAGACUUGUCUAUGAAGGAUGGAUAUUGUAUGACACUGGUUAUCGUGAAGAAGCGUUGGCAAAAGCUGAGGAGUCCAUUUCUAUUCAAAGGUCAUUUGAAGCUUUCUUUCUCAAAGCUUAUGCCCUAGCUGACUCGAGUCUUGAUUCAGAGUCUUCGAAGUAUGUGAUCAAUCUCUUGGAGGAAGCUCUUAGAUGCCCCUCAGACGGUCUUCGCAAAGGACAAGCGCUGAAUAAUUUAGGUAGCGUAUAUGUAGAUUGUGGCAAGUUGGACCUUGCUGCUGACUGCUACAAGCAUGCACUUAACAUCAAGCAUACACGAGCACAUCAAGGGUUAGCACGUGUAUAUCAUCUUAAAGAACAGCACAAAGCUGCAUAUGAUGAGAUGACAAAACUGAUAGCAAAGGCCAGGAAUAAUGCAUCUGCGUAUGAGAAACGUUCAGAAUAUUGUGAUCGUGACAUGGCAAAGAGUGAUCUUAGUUUGGCAACACAGUUGGAUCCCCUAAGGACUUACCCUUACAGAUAUAGGGCAGCAGUUUUAAUGGAUGAUCACAAGGAAGAUGAAGCAAUAGCGGAGCUUUCAAGGGCCAUUGGUUUUAAGCCAGAUUUGCAACUGUUACAUCUUCGAGCAGCAUUUCAUGAUUCAAUGGGUGAUUAUAUUUCUACCGUCCGAGAUUGUGAAGCGGCCCUUUGUCUUGAUCCUAGCCAUGCUGAGACGUUAGAGCUUUGUAAUAAAGCACGGGAGCGAAUUAAUGAACAAAAGUGAGUCAAAAACCAAUGAUCUGGUGUUUUCGGAGUGUUCCUUAUGGUGGUGGUGACAAGCCUAUUCUUGUCAACCUAUACUUUUUUACACCUCACGACCCAGUUAUCAUCAGUGCUAUUUAUCUGUUGGAUUUUGUCUCCUGAAACAGUCUGAUCUACUUAUCUUUUAGGCUAACCUUGUGGAUGUUGAAUUACAAAAGUGAAAGGGUAAGUUAGAAAGAUCAUUUUGGAUUGAAACUGAAGGGGGAGUGAGGAAGAUAGCUUGUAAAUAUAUGUACUGAAUUAUGGUUUUGCCAGCUAUGGAUGCAGAUGUCACUGCUGUUUCCAAUAUACAACACCGGCAGGGAUGGUUAUAAGUUACCACAGUUUUAGACAAACUUGUACAUGAAGGUCAGUUUGUUGUGCAACAGAUGUCAACAUGUUUGGAUUACCGGCGUGGAGCUUCCAAAAUUACUUUGAAGCAAGAGAUACACAUGUUAUUCUUUUUGCAAAAUUUCUGAACGGUAUUCCAAUCGAAGACUUAGAUAUUUACCACAAAUUUUUUGGCCUAGCAAUCGCCAAUUCACAUUGUGUUGUUUUUCAGUCCUCUCUGUUGUAUAAACACAAUUGCCUUGCAACUCCAUUUAACUGUGUAUUGUAACACAGUUCUCUUUGGAGAACUAUAUCCAUACCAGCUAUGAAAGUUUUCAUCUAUUCAAUUCGUCAA